Molecule: messenger RNA, 1464 nt
Organism: Epinephelus fuscoguttatus (brown-marbled grouper)
Lineage: Eukaryota; Metazoa; Chordata; Actinopteri; Perciformes; Serranidae
Product: uromodulin-like
Exons: 7
Coding region: 1-1212 (403 amino acids)
Cellular component (GO): membrane
Source: RefSeq, a predicted model, not a curated record
AUGUGGUUGACAGAGAUUUUGCUUCUCCUUCAACCAGAAAUUGCUCCUCCAACACCAAGUGUUCCAGUGAGACUGGUCAACUCUAACAGCCGCUGCUCAGGCAGAGUGGAGAUCUUCCACAAUGGCCAGUGGGGGACGGUGUGUGACGACUUCUGGAAUUUGAAUGACGCUCAGGUGGUUUGUCGACAGCUGGGCUGUGGCAGGGCUGUGGAGGCACCACAAAGGGCACGUUUUGGACGAGGCACUGGACAAAUUUGGUUAGAUAACCUUCUGUGUUCAGGGAGCGAGUCAUCAUUAAGAGAUUGUCCACAUCUGGGAUUCGGAAACCACAACUGUGGUCACUCUGAGGAUGCUAGUGUCAUCUGUGAAGACCAUCAACCUCUACUCCAGGCCUCUCAGCUCAUUUGCUCCCCUUAUCAGCUUGUAGUUGGGGUGCAGCUGGACAGCCUGCUGUCAGCUGGUUUGAACCCAUUCUCUGGUCACCUGGCAGCCCCUUACUGUACAGGCUACAGAGUGAGUCAAAACACUGUCUGGUACCAAGUGGCACGUCAGGCUGGCAUCUGCGGAACUGUACUUACGACCAACACCACCCAUGCCAUCUACUUCAACAGCUUGUAUUUCUACCCUCCAAGUAACGGGUCCAUGGUUCUACCUGAGAUUAUUCCAUUCACCUGUGCCUAUCCCUUGGACACCAAAACUAGCCUAAACACUCAAAUUAGACCACAGCUUCCUGGGUAUGGCCUCAUGGGGUCAGGUUCCAGAGCCAGAGCCUACAUGAAUCUUUUCCGCGACUCCAGUUUUUCAAACAGCUAUCCAGGGGGCCAGGUCAUCCUGCCAGUGGGCUCUGCACUGCAUGUGCAAGCAUAUGUGUUUGAGAAUGAUCCAAGCUUUGCAGUUGUUCUGCAGGACUGCUAUACCACGAACUCCUCAAACCCUGAAGACCCCGUGCGAUACUAUCUCAUCCAUUCUGGGUGUCCUACUGACUCUCGUCGUGUGUCGGUGGUCGAGAACGGCCUGUCCCUCCGUGCUCGUUUCUCUGCCCUGCUCUUCCCUCUCCAGGGUAGAGACCAAGACAUCUUCUUACACUGCAGAGUACGCCUGUGUGACAAGAGGAGCCAAAGCUGUGCUCCAUUUUGCACAAGACGGACAUAUCGUUCUGUUGAUGACCCGUUCAGAUUUGUCACCGUUGGACCAAUCACCUGGACGGACUGACAUCUUAAUGGAGUGAGCUGAUAAACACUGACAAGUGAUUGUUUUGAUUUUCUUUUUCCUUGUGUUGUAUGACUUUAAUCAUUCUUUAGUAUAAUCUCUCAUAUUUUACCUUUGUACUUUUGUUUAAUAAAAUAACAGUAAUGAAUAUAUGAUUAAUACAAAUGACCAAAUACAUACAAGUGAUUGUUCUAAAUAAAUCAUUUUUUGUUUUAUAUCCAGUCAGUGACAUUGAGAAAAUAAAAAGUCUUAAUA